Castor canadensis (American beaver) is the source of this 2786-nucleotide messenger RNA. The record is from RefSeq and is a predicted model, not a curated record. Lineage: Eukaryota; Metazoa; Chordata; Mammalia; Rodentia; Castoridae.
CUUCAUGUCUUAAUGAUCUUCUGGUCAUUUGUUGCUGGAGUUGUCACAUUUUACUGCUCAUUAGGACCUGAUUCUCUCUUACCAAAUAUAUUCUUCAUGAUAAAAUAUAAACCCAAGCAAUUAGGACUUCAAGAAUUAUUUCCUCAAGGUCAUAGCUGUGCUGUUUGUGAUAAAGUGAAAUGUAAGCGACAUAGGCCUUCUUUGCUACUUGAAAACUACCAGCCAUGGCUAGACCUGAAAAUUUCUUCCAAGGUUGAUGCAUCUCUCUCAGAGGUUCUUGAAUUAGUGUUGGAAAACUUUGUUUAUCCGUGGUACAGGGAUGUGACAGAUGAUGAGUCCUUUGUUGAUGAACUGAGAAUAACAUUACGAUUUUUUGCAUCUGUCUUAAUACGAAGAAUUCACAAGGUGGAUAUUCCAUCUAUUAUAACCAAGAAACUAUUAAAAGCAGCAAUGAAGCAUAUAGAGGUGAUAGUUAAAGCCAGACAGAAAGUAAAAAAUACAGAGUUUUUACAGCAAGCAGCUUUAGAAGAAUAUGGUCCAGAGCUUCAUGUGGCUUUAAGAAGUCGAAGAGAUGAAUUACAAUAUUUGAGGAAACUGACUGAAUUACUUUUUCCUUAUAUUUUGCCUCCUAAAGCAACAGACUGCAGGUCCCUGACCUUACUUAUAAGAGAGAUUCUCUCUGGUUCUGUGUUCCUUCCUUCUUUGGAUUUUCUAGCUGAUCCAGAUACUGUGAAUCAUUUGCUUAUCAUCUUCAUAGAUGACAGUCCACCUGAAAAAGCAACAGAACCACCUUCCCCUUUAGUUCCGUUCUUGCAGAAAUUUGCGGAACCUAGAAGUAAAAAACCAUCUGUAUUGAAGUUAGAAUUGAAGCAAAUCAGAGAACAGCAAGAUCUUUUAUUUCGUUUUAUGAACUUUCUGAAACAAGAAGGAGCCGUGCAUGUGUUGCAGUUUUGUCUGACUGUUGAGGAAUUUAAUGAUAGAAUUUUGCGACCAGAGUUAUCAAAUGAUGAAAUGCUAUCUCUUCAUGAAGAGUUGCAGAAGAUUUAUAAAACGUAUUGUCUGGAUGAAAGUAUUGACAAAAUUAGAUUUGAUCCCUUCAUUGUAGAAGAGAUUCAAAGAAUUGCUGAAGGCCCAUACAUAGAUGUUGUGAAACUUCAAACUAUGAGAUGUCUUUUUGAAGCCUAUGAGCAUGUUCUUUCUCUCUUGGAGAAUGUGUUUACCCCUAUGUUCUACCACAGUGAUGAGUAUUUCAGACAUCUUUUAAGAGGUGCAGAAUCACCAACACGCAAUUCAAAAUUCAACAGAGGUAGCCUAAGUUUGGAUGAUUUUCGAAGCACACAGAAAAGAGGAGAGUCAUUUGGAAUCAGCAGAAUAGGUAGCAAAAUUAAAGGAGUAUUCAAGAGUACCACAAUGGAGGGAGCUAUGUUGCCUAAUUAUGGUUUGGCUGAAGGUGAAGAUGACUUUAUUGAAGAAGGUAUUGUUGUAAUGGAAGAUGAUUCUCCAGUAGAAGCUGUGAGCACACCUAAUACUCCCCGAAAUCUUGCUGCAUGGAAAAUUAGCAUUCCAUAUGUAGACUUUUUUGAAGAUCCCUCCUCUGAAAGGAAGGAGAAAAAGGAGAGAAUUCCUGUGUUUUGUAUUGAUGUUGAAAGAAACGAUAGACGAGCCGUGUUCAUUCAAUUCACAGUUGGGCACGAGCCUGAACAUUGGUCUGUGUAUAGAAGAUAUCUUGAAUUCUAUGUACUUGAAUCAAAGCUAACAGAAUUUCAUGGCACAUUUCCUGAUGCCCAGCUUCCUUCCAAGAGGAUCAUUGGUCCCAAAAAUUAUGAAUUCUUAAAGUCAAAGAGAGAAGAGUUUCAGGAAUAUCUACAGAAACUUCUGCAGCAUCCAGAACUGAGUAACAGUCAACUGCUGGCAGACUUUCUUUCUCCUAAUGGUGGAGAAACACAGUUUCUUGAUAAGAUACUACCAGAUGUAAAUCUUGGAAAAAUUAUAAAGUCUGUUCCUGGAAAACUAAUGAAAGAGAAAGGUCAACAUUUGGAAACUUUCAUCAUGAAUUUCAUUAAUUCUUGUGAAUCUCCAAAGCCUAAACCAAGUAGACCAGAAUUGACCAUUCUCAGCCCUACUUCAGAAAACAACAAGAAGGUACUGCAUGUUACGCUAAGGAGCUAUUAAAUCUUGUAGCCAAGCCCAAAAUUGAUGUGGAAAGAGACUGUGUAGCUAUAAAGUGGUGGUCAUUGGUUGUUACUUUACUAGUCUGUCUUUGUUUUCUUACCAGUUUUGAAAAAUGCUUAGCUAUUGUCUCUACAGAUAUUGCCUUUCUCCUGUUCCUUCUCUUAUCUCCUCUGGAACACAGAUUCUUAUUCUGUUCUCUGAAUCUUUUAACCUUAUUCCCUAUUUUCUGUCUCCUUUAUUUCCACUAUUUUCUGGUAUAUCUAUUUUUUUCUGUUCUGUCUCCAGUUCUACCUCUUCAGUGAUAGCUAAUCUGCACAGAACCAAGGGGAGAGGAGGAAUAAGAAAAACUGAAGAAUAUAGUGACUAAAGUCUUUUGGCCCAUGUCAAUCUAUGUUUGUAGAUUGUGCUUUGUCUGUAUUAAUACAUAUUUUGCUUUCUUUAGUGUAUCCUUUACAUUUACCUUUAUUGAACACAAAAAUUCAGUAAAAGGUCAUGGUAGAGUAAAACAUGAUCAAGAGAAAAAAUUGAGAUGUGUACCUUAACUUUUUUCCUCUCUUCAAGCAUCUUGUCAAGUGAUUCUCAGAUCUGCUCAGUAAGAGCUCUGUUUUCCCAGA